AUGGAUGGAUGUUGUUUCCACAGGUCAGAUGCAGAGGAAACCAUGGCCUGGGCUGAGACUGUGGAUACACUGCUUGCUAGCAAAGAUGGCUUGGCAGCUUUUAGGACAUUUUUGAAGUCAGAGUUCAGUGAGGAGAACGUGGAGUUCUGGCUGGCAUGUGAGGACUUCAAGAAAACCAAGUCCUCCACUAAGAUUGCCUCAAAAGCCCAAAAGAUUUAUUCUGACUUUAUACAAGCUAAUGCUCCAAAGGAGAUUAAUAUUGAUUUCCACACAAAAACUCACAUCUCUCAGAACAUCUCUGAGCCCACCCUCAGCUGCUUUGAUGAUGCUCAGAGAUUAAUCUACAGCCUGAUGGCCAAGGACUCUUUUCCCAGGUUUCUAAGGUCAGAAGUGUACAAGGAACUGGUGAAGAAGAGGCAGACUGGGAACCAGAAGAGGUGGCUCCCAUUUCUGUGA
Molecule: messenger RNA, 456 nt
Organism: Calypte anna (Anna's hummingbird)
Lineage: Eukaryota; Metazoa; Chordata; Aves; Apodiformes; Trochilidae
Product: regulator of G protein signaling 21
Exons: 3
Coding region: 1-456 (151 amino acids)
Source: RefSeq, a predicted model, not a curated record